AUGGAUAAAGACGUGUGUAAAAUGUUCAAGAAUGUAUGGAAGGCUUUUCCCGAUGAAUUAUACAAUAAUAAAGAUUAUCAAUUUAAAGAUGAUAAACCUUUCAAAAAGUAUUGUAAUGAUAAUUGUAAUGAUAAUCUCGGAAAAAUUAAUGCUGUAUGUUUAUAUUUUUUGAAUGAACUAUUUGGGGAUUCUUCUUCGCUUACGAAUCAUAAUAAGAUUAAUACUGUUGAAUACAUUAUGCUAUGGUUAAGUUAUAUGUUAAGCCUAAUCGAAAAUAAAGAUAGCAACGUCACCAAUCUAGGUUUUUUUUUUAAUAUAUAUAUAAAUGGUGGCAAUUAUUAUAAUAGUUAUGAGAAUAUUUUAAAUCAAAAAAAACAUUUUUUGAGUAUGGAUAGUAAUAUUAUAUCUAAUUUUUAUAAAGCAUUUAAAUUAUUAUGUGAAAUGUAUACUAAUUUUGAUGAAGACAAUCAAACUUGCAAGGAAUAUUUGGAAGAUAAUAAUGAAUUUAUUAGCAAAUAUGAAAAUCUUAAGAAAGAUCCUAAUAUUAAUAAAGAUAAUUCCUAUAAUCAAUUAUUGUCUAUUUUAUUAAAUGAUUAUAAUAAUCUAAAAAAUAAAUGUAACGGUACUUCAUCCUUUUCAUCGAUAGCAAGCAAAUUAUUCAUAGUUUUAUCGAUAUUUGGUGCAAUAGGAAUUUUUUUGGGAAUUUCUUAUAAGUAUUCAUUAUUUGGAUUUCGGAAACGAUUUAAAAAACAACAGAUAAGAGAAAAAAUAAAAAAUAUAAAGAAGAGAAUGAAUCAUUAA
Molecule: messenger RNA, 801 nt
Organism: Plasmodium yoelii
Lineage: Eukaryota; Apicomplexa; Aconoidasida; Haemosporida; Plasmodiidae
Product: PIR protein
Exons: 3
Coding region: 1-801 (266 amino acids)
Source: RefSeq, a predicted model, not a curated record